AGAGGCGACAGCAAAAGGAUAAUGCUGUUCAUUUGCACCCGUCUAGCAUGGAACUAUAUGGUACUGAUACUGCUUUCUAGCAUCAAUUCAAGCUUUGCACCACUACCUCAGCAUGUGUUAGAAAAAAAUGAAGUGGCACCCCCUGUACUUACGAAACUGAAAGAUGCAUUUGAGCCUUUCUUAAGAUUCUUCAGGCCAGUGACAUGCCGUCACAGAGAAGGACAAACCUUAAUUCCUUGUCAUGUAGGAGUGGGCCUUAACACAACUAAAUGCUUGGAAAAUAAAUGUUGUCCUUUCCAAACCAGCUAUGAACCAAUUUGUUAUACGCCAUUUAAAGACAAUAUGCUACUGACAUUUCGACUGAUUGUGCUUGUGGCAGGAGGAUUUGUAAUUAUGGGGUGUCUACCACUCUGUUGCUGUGCCAUUUUGCAGAAAUGCCAAUGUCUCAAUCGUUUACGAUGGGCAAACCGCAGAGUAGAGAAAAUUGUGAAGGGAAGAGCACAUACUGAAGAUGUUCAUGGCCUUUUACAAGAUUGACUUAAGAAAUAAGGACCAUAAGAACAGCAACAAAAAAAAUGUAAGCUAACCUUGGAGUUUUCUUCCAUUCUUUCAGUUUAGGAUUAUUCUAUCAGUUCUGUAUAGAAUACUAAAUGUAUGCACUACUAAAUGCCUGUUGCCUCCCAGUCCAGUAGACUUUAUCAAAAGGCACUGUUUCUCAGGGACCACCUUCAAUUGGU
Molecule: messenger RNA, 737 nt
Organism: Neopsephotus bourkii (Bourke's parrot)
Lineage: Eukaryota; Metazoa; Chordata; Aves; Psittaciformes; Psittacidae
Gene: FMR1NB
Product: FMR1 neighbor
Exons: 6
Coding region: 22-537 (171 amino acids)
Source: RefSeq, a predicted model, not a curated record